CACACCGCAACCUGCCGAGGGUAAAGGAGAGCAGACUCGGCCUGCAACAGCUGCAUCAUAUGCAUUUCUUUGUGUGUUUUCCAUGUUGAGGGUGUGUGCAUGAAGCGCAAAAUGACUGAUUUGAAGAAUUUAGUGUGAGUGUGUUUGAUUUAAUUCCAACAGUUUCAUUGGUCCACUGUGACCUGUUCGGUAAUUUUAUUGGUCUGAUGUGACGAGGCUAAAUGUAUUGAUGGCUGAAGCUCGCACGUAAAAAUCUAUACAUUAGCCACAUCGUUGUAUAAGCCGCAGGGUUCAAAGCGUGAGAAAAAAGUAGCGGCUUAUAGUCCAGAAAUUACGGUAGUUUUACUAUGGCUCGUUCUACACUUCCUGCUUACUGCUACAACUGUGUUUUCACAAACUUUUGGUUGGUCACCGAUCUUCCUUUGCAGUUUUCCAUCAGUUAAAUUUUUUAGCUCCUUCGGUAAUUGUUUUCCAUGUAGAGCCAUGAUGCAGGCAUGGAAAUACACAUCAAAUGGGUCCAAAGCUGAAUAACCAUAGCUCAUUAAAGCUGUUGUUAGCCAUGGCGAAUGCUCACCGGACAAACGUUCUGGUGACGUCGUGUUUGAAAACGCCGGUAGACCCGCACACCAGAGCGCCUUUAGCUUCGUACGAGCGGGAGAGAGUCCUGCCGUACACGGCUACGGGUCACAUGGACAACCGGGACUACGAGAAGGAGUUGGAGUAUGAGGACUCAGGCUCUGAUUUCUGUGAUGAGGACUAUCAAGGGAAGGCUGGACCUUACAUGGUGGCCGACUACAGAGCAGCAGGACACCGCCUCGACCUGAGUGAAAUCUUUUUCUCCAAUGAGGAGUACUACAGUAAGCUAGAGGAGCUGAAGAAGGCCCACCUGCGCACAAUGGCUGAGCUGGAGAGCAUGUAUCGGCAAAAGCUGCAGCUCAAAUCCACGGAGCCUUUUGACAUGGCAAAGCUGGAUGUGGGCCACAGGUUGCAGUGCGCAAAUACCAGCCCAGCAGCCCCAUGCCAUCGCUUGAGAAAAUCACACUCUGCUGUUGAACUCAGGUGGGGCUCUGGACAUUCAGACUCUUCAGAUGAGGAUGAAGCUGCCAGUAAUGAUGUAGAGAAAGGUCUGCUGUUUUCUCCCAAAGAGCACAUCAAGAACAUGUGGAGGGACUUUAAACUGUCCCCUUAUAGUCGCCGCCUGUCCUCCUCUUCACUGCACAGCCUACCAGGAGGCCAGAGGAGAUCACGAAAGAGAAAAGAAAAGAAGAGGCAGGGGAAUAAAGAUGGUGAACAGGAGCAUUGGAAACACAGAGUGACCAUCCCAAGACCUUUCCAGAUGACGCUGCGUGAGGCUGAAAGGCGGAAGCAUGGCGUAAAGACACGUUCAGAGAUAGAACUGGAGAAUAGAGAGCUGCGAAGGCAGCUAGAGGAACUGACAGAGUGCCAGAGGAAGUUUCGUGCUAGUCCUGUACCUGCACAUGUUCACCUCCCACUUUAUGAAGAGCUACAGGGACGGAAUGAGGAACGACUGCGAACAAUGAGAGAGCGACAAGAGCAGCAUCUUCGAACCAUCCAGAAGCCCUUUAGCUUCCUAGAGAGGGAGCGACUAAAGAAGGAGCAGAAACAGCUACGUGACCAACAACUCUCCGACCAGCAGAAAGUUAAACCGUUCAAGGCCAAGCCUGUGCCUAAGUCUGUGUAUGCAGCAGCAUCAGGAGAUCAGAUGAAGGAAGAGCAGCUCUAUCGGUCUAUCAAGAUACAGAUGAGAGCUCAGGAGAUGCUCCACAGUGCUUCAAUGCCUCCCAGCAUGCUCACACGGCGACUCAGUGAGCGUAAGAAGGCUAAAGAUGGCAGCACUCCAGCUGGAGGGGAGGACAGCUUCUCACACAGGCCACAAAUAAACAAAGAGGUACCUGAUUUUGAUGCCAGUUACAGACGCUUCCAGAAGCACCUGGAAAAACGAAAGGAGGUGAAGCCUACAACUGCAUGUGAACCCUUUGAACUGAAGACAUCACAGAUCUCCUCACACCGAGAACGCAUCCUGGCUGACAUUGAGAAGGAGCAGAGCAGCCCUCGGAUGCUGCGCUGGCCAUACAUCAACUCCGGACCAGCUCGGACACCAAACUCAAGCCUUUGCUCAUCCCUCUCAGGCAGCCUGGAGCUAAUUCCUGCCAAAGCGACAGAUGCCACAAAAAAACGCCAUGAGGCCGUGAGAAAGGCCCUGGAGCAGAGGAAGAGGGCUGAGGAGGAGGAGGAGCGGUGGAGGGAAAGACAGAAGCAGAAGGAGAAGAAGCUGCAGAGGGUGGUUUUGAAGCGUGCCCAGGCCAACGACACCCAUCUGGCUCUCUCACAGACCCACCAGAGCAAGCUCAAAGAGUUCAGGAAACAAGACUUUCAGCGCAGGAGGGAAUACCAGCAGGAGAUUAAAGAGAUGCGACAGAGAGUGAAGGGAAGGCCGCUGCUGUUGGAGCAGGUUGCACAGAGGAAUGCCAAACAUGCGGCAGAGAAACGCUACACCAAAGCCCUGCAUGGAUGUGAUGUGACUGAGGAGUUUAUCAGCAGCAAAGCAGCCAAAUCAGGAUCUGCACGCAGGGCCUCCCCAUCCAGUGACAGCAAGCACAGUGACCUAGAGGAGAUGGAUGCUGGGUACGAACCUGUUCACUACAGAAAGGUCUUCCUUGAUGAUGAAGACAUGGAUGACGAAGGCAAGAGCGAAGAAGGGAGAGACAGGGAGGAGGCGAGUGACGUGGAUGCCACCAGUAACCAUGGAGCCAAGGAUUACCGUGGAGAUGAUCGCCAGUAUUCUGACGAAAGUUACCACUACUCAGACGAUCAUGAGAAUUACUCAGACGACAGCGAGCACGAGGCUGAUGCUAAGCAGCAAGAGGCAAGGGAGUGAUGUCAUCAAAUAUCUCCAGUCAAGGGGCAUCUCUGUGUUCAAAAGCUCUGAUACAGAAACCUGAACUCAUCAAGUAAAUAAUAAGUGAGGAUGAAAAUGUCUGAGUGUCUAAGGAUAAAAUGUAAGAAUUAGAACCGGAAGCUGUACCUGAGGUGGUGCUGUAUCUGAAAUCUCGCUGUUGCUCACCAAUUCACUAAUACUACACUAAUAAUCAUGUUGUAGUGAGUAAGUAAAUUGAGGUUUUGGACAUCUGGAGUUUCUGGGAUAAGUAAUGUACAUGAAAUGAGUUCGCUCCACUUCGGCAAAUUUUGUGGGAACAAAAAAAGCAGAAGUUUCACACUUCAGGGAGUGACUUUGGACAUGGCCAUAGGUCAUUUGCACAGUCCAUACUUUGACUUGUCAUUGUAGGAUAAACACAGUUGUUACCAAUAACAGUAUCAAUGACUGUCUUCUACUCAAGCAUCCCAGUAUACCAUGAUCACAAUGGGGUUUCUCAAAUCUAUUCUACAUCCUACCUGUCUGGAAGAUUUGCUUUAUAUUAAGUGUAGCAAUUUACUGUUUUAGUUGUUACUAAAAAAAAAAAGAAGCUCACCACACUUUGCAACUUUUACGUACAAUGUCUGAAUGAAAUCAAAGUGUAAUUUUGAAUUGUCACUGAAAAUUAAAACUUUUUUUAAGAAAA
This is a messenger RNA of Amphiprion ocellaris (clown anemonefish), 3581 nucleotides long. RefSeq names its product FAM161 centrosomal protein A (gene fam161a). Gene Ontology annotation, cellular component: cilium. The coding region runs from base 512 to 2899 and encodes 795 amino acids. NCBI's taxonomy places the organism in Eukaryota, Metazoa, Chordata, Actinopteri, Pomacentridae. The record is from RefSeq and is a predicted model, not a curated record. The transcript has 8 exons. Gene Ontology annotation, biological process: cilium organization.